AUGACCAGUAUGGGCUAUCGUGAUAACCUUCAAUACGCCUAUCCGGUUCUGUAUAGUUUCGGGGUGGCCAAUGAGUCUGUGCCUAUUCACCUGGCACGAAUCUCCUGUCCGGCCGAUGCUGUCGAUUUGAAUAGCUGUCAACUGGGUGGUGGUUGGGGUUCCGUUGCCGGUUGUACACACACAAUGGAUGUUGGCGUGCAAUGUGGCCCGGUUGCAUACAGUACUAAAUCACCUUUGUACAAUCCGGACCUGACGUGCAAUCACACACACGCGACGGUGCGUUACGUGAAAUCGGAAAAUCCCGAUUUGACCACCUCCAUGAUAAAACUGUUCGGUGAUGUCCCGACCGGAUGUCAGUUCCGUGUGGCCGAAACUGACAGCUACGUUGAAGCCUAUAUUCCACUGGACGGCUGUGGUGGAAGUCUUUCACUGAGUAACGAGUCAACAAUUGCCAUCCGACUGGAAUUGAUCCGACAUUAUAUGGCACCACAAAGUGGAAUUAUUUCCCAACUCCCAGUCCGAUUCGGUGUGACCUGUUUAAUUCCACGCGAUUAUCGUAUUCAAUCGGAUCCGCUUGUGGCUCCCGAACUGAUUGCUGAUCUGCUCGGUGGUACCAGUGGAGUGGCUGCCUCGUUGAAGAUGUUCCGUGAUCCACAUUGUGCGGUUUACGACGGUCUGACCGUGGUCCCGCUUUCUCCGAACGAAGUCGGUUUCACUUUUAGCGCAUUCUAUUUGGGUCAGGCCGGCGCGGUGGUUCCCGUCCCGACCAAUCUCUAUUUGCACUGUGAUACCCGAGUGUGUCACGUGAACGAGACAUCCAGUUCGUGCACUCAGUUCUGUCGUAAACCGAUUGUGAAAGGAGAUUCAAGUUUGGUGAAAAUACGGCGAAAACGUGAUGAUUCCGCGGUGAUUCGGCGUCAAAAUAUCCCGGUAACUGAAGGACCUGUUCUCGUGGGGGAUACCGACUAA
Molecule: messenger RNA, 969 nt
Organism: Echinostoma caproni
Lineage: Eukaryota; Metazoa; Platyhelminthes; Trematoda; Plagiorchiida; Echinostomatidae
Source: the annotation of a GenBank genome assembly